Messenger RNA from Aspergillus eucalypticola CBS 122712, 972 nucleotides. RefSeq lists its product as uncharacterized. The record is from RefSeq and is a predicted model, not a curated record. The transcript is spliced from 5 exons. Bases 1 to 972 code for a protein of 323 amino acids. NCBI's taxonomy places the organism in Eukaryota, Fungi, Ascomycota, Eurotiomycetes, Eurotiales, Aspergillaceae.
AUGAAAAGGAAGACAAGUCUUUUCAAGACCUUCAUCAAGAUAAAGAUCUUUGUCAAGACCCUCAAGGUCCAAGAUCCAGGACAGGGGGUGCUCCGCCUGCGUGGUGGUGGCAAGAAGCGCAAGAAGAAGAUCUAUAUCCCUGAGAAAGAACAAGAACAAGCUUACUAUCCUCAAGUACUACGAGGUCGACGGCACAACCGCCAGUAUUACAGAAAGUACCACCUCACCUACAUCUUCGACAAGUCCAAAGAAGGGAUUAAGUCGCUCAUAAUAACCUCCUCACAAGUGUUAUAUUUGCGUCCCGUAAUCACAAAGACGCGUCAUUUUGUUGUUAUUUUACUACACAUCUGGCUGUGCCUUCCGGAAAGGGACUAUUCGCCACCAGCAGAACACCCUAAACACCAAAUAAAAAACAUCAUCUUCCGAACUUAUCAGAUUCAAACUUCCGAGUCUAGAACGUCAGUUGCUGAUAACAACAUCACACCGUACGUCCCGGAACUUGGAAGAGGAAUAGCAGACAUCACGGAUCCACGCAGAGCCACUCCCGGUCCCUCUAACACUAGACGUGACGAUCCAAAAGAGAACGACAGAGCAAACAGCGGAGACAAUGAUUUGACCAGAUCUAACACCCAUAAUAGUGACGUUCUCUGUCCUUCCAUCAACACUUCUCAUUUUAAACGUAUCGUCAAAGAACUACCUGAGAUUAUAAUAAGUUUCAAACAUAAAUCUUCUUACUAUGUAUUAAACGAGUAUAAUAUCUCGGACAUGUACAAGACCAAUAACAUGAACAUUAGAGAAAAAGAGCGUGAAAGGCAGCAUGUCCGCUGUCAACUAGCUAAAAAGCAGACCAAUAAAAUCACAAGAUUACAGCAACAGGUGUUAGAUCUCAAUCAAACUAUAAAACAAUCCAGCCAGAACUAUACCACUCAUCAAGAACAAAUACAAAACAGAGAACAGAUAUUACAACAAUAA